CCUAACACUGUUUGUAUCUCUGUCGUUUGUCAGGAGACUCAGCGCUUGAUGGCAGAGCCUGUUCCAGGCAUCAAGGCGGAGCCUGACGAAGGUAACGCCCGCUACUUCCAUGUGGUCAUCGCCGGGCCCCAAGACUCGCCCUUCGAAGGCGGCACGUUUAAACUUGAACUCUUUCUUCCCGAGGAAUACCCCAUGGCAGCUCCAAAAGUACGCUUUAUGACCAAAAUAUACCACCCCAACGUAGACAAGCUGGGAAGAAUAUGUCUAGACAUAUUGAAAGGUAAGGGGCACUUGACUUGCGUCAUUUUGCACCAACAUGGUAGCCUGGCAUCCAAACUGAUUUUGCUAUGUUUCACUGUUGUUUCAGUUCAGGUUAAGUAAACCAACAGUGCGACCAUUUUACUUGCAUAUGCACCUAAAUAUUUUGCUGUGCGACCUGGAAUUUUUAUUUAGGAGCACCAGUGCGCCUAGAAAAAAAUGAUAGUUGUUGCAAUGAUUACUUCACUGUACCGCAGCCCCUUAGAGCCACUGAGAGUACACUGAGCGCAGAUUCAUGCACAUCAUGCUUGCACCAUUACUACAAAGAAAACAGCUUGUUACCUCAUUUUUCAUUGUGCUCCUAAAUUUAUUUGCGCUCCUACAUUUUUCAACUUAGGUGCUCACAUGCUCCUUUAAAAAAAGUUCAACGUAGAGCCCUGGAGCGCAAUGUUCAGUCAGGUUUAAUCAGGCCACCAACAUGGCAGGUUUUGUCAAUACAACAUGGCUGCUUGAACACAAAUAAUAUUUAGUCUGAGGUUGUUAGCAAUAACAUGGCAAAUGAUGUCCUGAAAGCAAUUAAAAAAUUGAGUAGGUGGUAGCAGGUGCAGCUAAUACAGGGACAGAUAUUCCUUUCAUCCCCCUAAUAGGUUAGGUUUAGGAAGGGAUUAUCUGAUUCUAGGUCUGACAUUUAGGGACAUCUACCUUUCUGGAAAUAUCAAAAUAUAUUUGACCUGUUUUAUCAUCAAAAGUAUCUAUGUACAAUCGAAGAUAAUCAUAUCAUCAUCUGACUGAUAACAGAUAGCUAGGGCCCACCUGCGACAACGGUAUCUAGCUAGCUGUACACCGGUAGACAUUGUCCUUCGUCCCCGCCUGUCGGGCAGUGUUUUCCCAUAGUUCUGUUAAAGACGGCGAGGGCAGGUGUUCGACAGGUGGGAGCGAAGGAAACUGUGUGCUAGCUUAGCCAGCUAGUCCGGUACACAGCAGGCGGGGGCUACACCAUGUGCUAACUAGCCAUGUGUGCUAGCAAACUAGCUAGCACACUGUGUCGCUGGUUAGCUAGCACACGGUAUCGCCCCAGCCUGCUGUGCUAGCGGUAGGCGGGGGCAACCGGUAGACAGUGUCCUUCGCCCCCGCCUGUCGGGCACUGUUUUCCCGCAGUUCUGUUAACGACAGUGAGGGCAGGUGUUCAGCAGGUGGAAGCAAAGGACACUGUCUACUGGUGUCAACCCUGCUAGCUAGUAAGGAGGACUCAGGGAGGCGGGGGCGAAAAAACUCAGGAAUGCCCACAUGCAGGAAUGCCCCGAUUUGCAGGCUGCAGUUGCACACUUGGCUCUCUCUCUCCAUGCCACUUUCCACACAGACCAAGCCCCGCCCCCUGUCACUCAAGCAGCGCAGAAGGGCGGCAGUUGUUGCUCGACCACUUGUAUUCAGUCUGCAUGGUCAAUGCAGUACAUGCAACAAAAAUGUUGACGACCAUGAAGCAGAUUUUCUGCUUUGCUUCUUAAUAUAAACUAUAAUUACACAUAGUUUGUGUAUCUUACUGUCUGCAAACAGCUAGUUUGUCUUUUCUUAGCAAGUUGUGGCUAACAAAUCGUUUUAGCCGCAAAUGCUAAUAGCUAGUUAGCUGGCUAGCUAACUAAUAAAUGUACUAGUCAGAGCGAACGUAGCUAGCUAAUACAGCCUGAUACCUAAAUCAGCAUAUUUUUUUGUGCAAAAGUAUCUUCUAAAUCAAAGAGGAAUAGGCGAAGCAUGAAUGUUAGCUACAUGAAGUAUCUAAUAAAAAACAUUUAAUGUAGCCAAAGAUUAUAGGGUCCCCUAGGAAACACUAACCAACGCGUUCCUACCCUGUCACAAUAACACCUCCCUGGCUUUUUCAUUCGUUAUCAUGUCAAACAGCACUCUAUUCAAAGUGCCCACUAUUAUAUACUAACUAUCUACCUAACUUUCGAACGUUGCUAUGGGAACAGCCAAACAACAGGAAGUGAGGGAUUCGACUUCCGCUUUACUUCCCUACUGAAGCCUGCCGGUGGCAAACUUGCCAGAGUAAAUCAUUUGAAAGAGUACAUUUAUAGAGUAUAAAAGUCAAGUAAAUAAGUGUAAGUGUAAUUUUAUAUUUAUUUCAUUCAAGUUCGCUAACGUUAGCUAGACUUACUAGUAGGCUAGUUCUGUUGUGAUAAUAACGUUAGUUGUGUUGUGUUAAGGCCCGGGUCAUCCACCAAGCCAAUAACAAUAACGAUAACUAUAAAAUGUUGGUGAGCAUCCACACUAGAGGAAAGUUUAUUGUUCUCCAGUCCUACACCUGUCAAUCCACUGAUCAACGCAUCCUUCUGCACGCUGCCUAUUAAUAAGGUGGUAGCACAAGACCAUUCAUGAGGUCUGGUCUGGUUCAGAUCAUUCAGUGCUUUCAGGGUGUGUUCAUUGUCAUAGUGACAACUGCAAAUAAUACUUCAAUGUAUACACGUAGGCCUAAUGAAAAAUAAUAUAGUAACUUGUAUUUAAAUGUAGCAAUUCAACAACAAACGCCAUUUAGCCUGCACAUAUUUUACAGCAUGUCAUUGCCUUGUUGCUCAAGUGGUUUGCAAGUGAUUUCCAUUUUUCUAAUGGUUGUCAAUUCCUUUGGGUCUUCGUUUUCACUGUGCUCAUCUCUGUAUCUCCUGUGCAACUAUUUGCAAUGCAUCAGUGCAAUAAUGUUAUCAUAACUUGCCAAAAGUGAUCACACCAAUGCACCUUUUCUCCUCACAUUUCCUCGACAUGCAUUUUCUAUGCUGUAGGCCUGUUUUACAUUCAGCAAUUAGCAAGCCUGCUUCAUUCCCUGAAUAGGCUAUUAGGCCUAGUAUAAAAAAUGAUCUAAAUAAAUGUCCUAUAGCUUUUGUAGCCUAUAGCUUUUCCUGGGAUUUCACGAGAAGAGAAAUGCCUAUUGCGGAGAGGCUUGCGGAGCCUAUAGCCUGUUGCGCUCGGGAGCAGCUGGAAGAGAGAGGCUAGUGAUGUGUAGCCGAAGUAAGAAGCUAGAUAUUACACCAUUCAUUAGCUAAAUAUUAGGGCUAUAGGCUAAAUAUUUACCUGUCAAAGUCCAAGAAAAAUAAGUUAACAGAUUAUGAAAUGGCAGAUCUGUAGUGCGUUCCUCCAGGCUGCACUCUGUGGUCCCCGGGCUACAACAACACAGUGCAAUGAGGAAUUUAUUAUUGUUAAAGUGAAUACACAAUUAUUUUAAACUGCAGUGAUGUAGGCUAAUUUGAAUAACCGCUCACAUGUCCUGUUUUGUUUCAUGCCGAAAUAACUGCAUAGGCCAACAGCCUAGGCCUGGUUAUGCAACCAUUUGGAUCAGUUUGGGUCUAUUCUCGACAGUUUAGAAGGACCAGAAAGGUACAUUGGCAGGCCACUCAUAUGGUAUAGGCCUAUUUUGUCAGGAUGUAGCUUUUUAAGAUAGGCCUACUAUAGGAAAAUAUGGGCUUCUCCUUCCAACUCCCCGUCCGUUAAUUCUGUAGCCUAUUUUACAUUCAGCAAGCAAGAAAAGUGUGCAUCUCUUCUUCAAUAGGCUAUUAAUAGGCUAAAGAAAAUAAGUCUAAAUAAGUGUCCAACAAGCUUUUGUAGUCUGGCUUUUCCUGGGACUCCAAGAUUUAAAAGGAAUAGCCGUGGCAGCUGAGAGGCCAGGUGCGUAAUUAUGUAACAGAACAAUGAAGACAGACCGGCUCGAGAUGUAGCCUAUAGCCUAACAUGCUGACCACACCGCUCGCGUCUGUGUAGCCAGGCGCUAAAAUAGUUAUAUUUGUGACACUUGACGCGCUGCAAGUCUCCUCAUUGGUUUUUAGGAGCAUAUACCCAUGUGGGUGAUUGAAAGAUAAACUGAGGUCCACACUCCAGUCCAGAUGGUGGUGGUAAUGCACCUUAAAGUUGGUUGCCAACCGCCAUAUAAAGCCAGACGAAGAAGACGACUGAAGGAGAGAUUACUAGAAACUAACUCUGUUUACCCUUUUAUCUGUGGAUUAAUUGUUGGAGUAGAGGACCUUGUGCAUGUCAAGUAAAAUAACAACCCAAUGUUUACAUCCCAGGACAAAUUAGCUAGCAACAGCAAGCUAGCUAGCUAAAUUGCCAUGAAUGUUUAAUGCUUUUCGACCUGUCCCCAAAUGAAUGUAGUUUGUUCAGAGUUCGUUUUCAUAUUUCAAUCUGCGUAUCCUGAUCGCGUCUGGCGUGGAUGGACAAAAUCAACAUGUGCCCGGUCUAGUCAGCAUGUAAGAGCCAAUGUAUGCUUGAUCCGAAAAUGUGGUUGGAGGCGCCGUAUGGAUGGUGUGACUCAAUUGCAGAGGCCAAAUUGAGCUCCGUACCGCAUCGCUGUGCACCUCUAAAAUGUAACAAUGCGGAGGGCUCCAUAUAGCACCGCAUUGACAUGAUUGGUUGAUGGUAGGUGAGGGCGGGAGGUCCUGUUUUAACAAAAACUGACUUCCUUUACAACUUACUUCAAAAUAGUGCUGCUCGGCGAAGCGCAAGAAGUAUGAAUGCCCGGUCUUCUGCAGAGGCCGUAUCACCAUAAAUGCUGCACGGCCCAUGCAGAUGUCGGAUUGACUAUGCAGCACCUUUAACUUAGAAGCUUAUGCAUAUUAGCCCAUUAUUCAUAAGCUCAAUCUUAGGCUUAAUACUGCAGUGAAUAUAUCCAGUCAAUUUACACAGCGAAAUAAAAAAGUUGAUCAGACAAUGAAGUCAUAGGUAGCAUUGUGUGCACUCCCGAGGCUGCGCUGAGUGCGCUCCCUCCCUGCAUCUAGGGUUUUUUCUCUGCAGUUUAGCCUAAAAGGUCCAGCCACAUUAGCAGGACAGUUAUAUGGUGUAUUUUGUUAUGAUGUAUCAGCUAACAGAAACAUGCUAAUGCAGGGAUUUCUAGUAGCGUGCAUAUUAAUUAUGAUAAUGCAGGAGCACGGAGGUUGUAUCCAUAGUUUCCACUUUUGGCUUGCAUGUUUUUAGUGUUCGAAAAUGAGGUAGAUAAAAUUAGAAUAUUCUAAUUUAUUUCCAUAAUUCCAACAGUUCACCCAAGUGUAUUGAUCUAAGUCAAAUUACCAUUGCAGUAUUUGGUAAAAAAUAAGGCCUAGAUUUUUUUCCCCAUAUCGUGCAGCCCUAUGUGGCAGUGUGGAAAUUAUCUCAAAUGAGUGCAGAAUGGAGAAAGCCACAUUUCGAAAUCGCUUAGAAUGUAUGUUGCCACCCUAGGGUCAUGCACUACUCACAAAGCAAAUGUAUAACUUGUAUUAUUCAAAAACAUCAUACCAUCAACAUUUUGAAAAAUAUUGUGAUAUGAUAUUUUGGCCUUAACGCCCAGCCCUAACAGAUACAGGGGAGAUGAGACAGCUUUAACUGUCUGUUACACUGCUGCAGCUGCUCUGUAUCUCUGUCAUACACAUCAGUGAGUUCAGGCUCAUUAGUGGGACAGGCCUGGGCAUUGUUUCCUGCCAUAUACCCACUGCAUUAGAAUCAUGUUUGGCCUGCGAGCGCUAUGAGGGAUUUUCCUUUUUAAUCUCACCCAAAAGAUCAAGGGCCUCUCAGAUUACACUUUUGACCUCCCACUCGAGCCACAUAUCCCCAUUGCUGCGACAUGCCACUAGCUGCCUCACCACUGCCCCUAUCGCUCAAAAUGGAUACAUUGCUCAGGCUUCUCUUCCUCCUGAGAUACACUUUUUUUCUCCCCCUUCAUCCCUCACUUUCUCCCCCUCCUCAUUUGUUUUCUUAUAAAAUCUCCUUUCACAGAUAAAUGGUCUCCAGCCUUACAGAUCCGCACAGUUCUGCUAUCAAUCCAGGCAUUACUAAGCGCUCCUAACCCUGAUGAUCCUCUAGCGAAUGACGUUGCGGAGCAGUGGAAAUCCAAUGAAGCUCAAGCCAUAGAGACAGGUGAGUCUUGAUGAAGCCCGGCUCUGAGCAGUGAACGCCUCCAUAGUGCAUUCCUACCCACUCACCACACCCACUUGCCUGGGUCAUGUUCGUUAUGGCACGCAACAGAAAGGGAAAGUUAACUAUUUUUUUUAGACAAGUCCAGGGAGUUCCUGUUUAUUUUCUUGUGUGUUUGAUGCCCAGUGAACACAACCCUGUUAAAAUUUUACACAGUAGCUCAGUCUCUCAAUGCAGCCUACCAUUCAGCCAAUCCAACACUGAAUAAUCUUGCUGGUAACUUUAGAUGCUACACCUUAUGAACUCAUGACUUAAUUUGAUAUAAACAUUUUAAUUUGUAUAUUGUAGCUUUUUUACUCUGUGGCCUACCCUGCAAAGCAAGUACAAAUGUGACGGAGUUACAACUUGAAGCCUCAAGGAUUCAACCGAAAGACUAAUAAAUAGCUGACUCACCAGUCAACACAGCAUUUCGUUUUUCGAUCUACACUUGCUUUCUGAGCUCAUCUCUCUUCCUUAUUUUGUGUUGCAGCCCGGACCUGGACCAGGCUUUACGCUCAGAACAACAUAGAAGUUUAGAAAAGGCGACAAGCUGAGCGAAACCAAGCGGGAAGUCAGUGUGAACACAAAUUCCUCAUGUUCUGCCAAGACCACUUCUUCUUCCUACUUCAUUUGCAUUUAAAGGACACCGUCUUGGAGGAAAAAAAGUUAUUAUAAUAAAAAAUAAAAACACAUUUUAAGGAAUAUUAAAAAAGAGGAAAAAAAGACCAGUGAAUUGGUGAUAUAAAUGCAUAUAAGAAAAAUGGAAAAACCUGACUUGUUGUCUUUGUCGUAAUUCACUACUGUUCAGAUGCAUGGGCAGAUCUAACUCACCUCCUGGUGUUCUUUUUCCAUAGUUUUGGGAGGAAACCACCAAUAUCCGCUUUAACGAGCUUCGUACGAAAAAUUAAAAUAAAAGUGUUGUUUGUCAGUCCAAUGUUUGUUUCGGGGGUAGGGUAGGAUUUAUUGUCCAAGAUUGCCUAACUUUUUACUUUUCUUUUAACUUUGUUGUCGCUCGUGAUGCUGGUUGUUUAUUGAAAGCAGCUGAUUAGCCCCAUGUAAUAGACAAACCCUUUGAGACAGACUAUGGAUGGACUCAUUCCUCUGUAGAAGGCCUACUAGCAAAACAACAUCAACCUAGCUCCUGCUAAACCACAUCUCUGACUUGAAUAUUAAAUACAAGUAACAAUAUAAUGACUAAACAAUUAAUCUGAGCUUGCCAUCAUCACGUUUAACUGUUAAAACCGCUGUCCAUGUAGAGACCCUAACGUAGGCUUGUAACCUUUGUGUGGGUGUGGGAGGGCGAUAGGGAUGGUGGGGACAGGAAUUCCAUACUUCUGUUAUUCUGUCUUUUUAUUUUAUUUGAAUGUUUCCCUGACAUGGGUCUACUACAGUGGAGGCUGGUGGGAGGAGCUAUAGGAGGAUGGGCUCAUUGUAAUGGCUGUAAUGGAGUCAAACGUGGUUGACAUAUGUUUGAUACGUUCCAUUGAAUGCAUUCCAGCCAUUACAAUGAGCCGU
Coregonus sp. 'balchen' is the source of this 7677-nucleotide messenger RNA. The record is from the annotation of a GenBank genome assembly. Lineage: Eukaryota; Metazoa; Chordata; Actinopteri; Salmoniformes; Salmonidae.